Messenger RNA from Rotaria socialis, 567 nucleotides. Lineage: Eukaryota; Metazoa; Rotifera; Eurotatoria; Philodinida; Philodinidae. The record is from the annotation of a GenBank genome assembly.
AUGAGUAAAGUUUUUAUUAGUCGACAAGAUGGUAGCGUGUCAUGGGGAUUUCGACUUCAAGGUGGUUUAGAAUACAAUGAACCAUUGACUGUUAUAAAUAUUGUUCCCGAUUCACCUGCUGAUGGCAAACUUGAUCCAGGUGAUAUGAUAAUGGAAAUAGCUGGCAAUAAUGUCACGAAUAUAUCACAUCGAGAUGCGCUCGAGCUUAUUCAACGUUGUGCUAAUGCUCUUUUUCUUACAGUUCAUAAAGUCGGUUAUUCAUAUCCAGUAGGUGUAGCAUCACCACGCCCUGCUCCCAUAGCUGCCACCUGGAGACCAGCCGGGCAGCAGCAACAACAACAACAGCAGCAGCCAUAUUACCCACAAAACUUCCAACAACAGCAACAACCACCAGUACCUUAUUACCAACAGAACUUUCAACAACAACAGCCAUAUUACCAACAAAAUUUUCAGCAACCAUCGAAUUAUCAACAGCAGCCCAACUAUCAACAUGGCUUUCAACAACAACAGCAUCAACAGUAUGGUCAGUCAUCAUCUCCUAUGUUCAAUGCACCUCUUGUCGACUAA